AUGUACACUAACUCUCUGCUCUUCGGAGCACUUGCUCUAAGUAAGUUCAUCCCCCUUUCUUCCAACAUACUAUCAAUAACAAGCAAAAGUAUCAAGUACUACAGCACAAACAGUACAAGAAUGCCCCGGCGGUGGAGUAUGUUACUCUGUCAAUGUACCAGAAGCAACUGCAUCUAGUGGAUCGGGAGAUAUGUUCUUUCAGAUAACUGGUCCGACCAGUAUGUCGUGGAUAGGUCUUGGUCAAGGAGGGUCAAUGUCAGGAUCGAACAUUUUCAUGAUCUAUUCUAACGCAGCUGGAAACAACAUCACGCUCACAAAUCGUUUGGGUGUUGGCAAUAGGGAUCCUGCUAUGGGUGCCACUUCUCAACUGACUUUAUUGGAUGGAACUGGAAUAACCAAUAAUGUUAUGACUGCGAAUGUGAAAUGUAAGCCUUCAGACCCCCCUUCGUCUCAACGAUACCCCAGUUCUCAAAUCACAGUAACUAACAAGUCAAAAUAGGUUCAAAUUGCCAAACCUGGUCUGGAGGUUCAAUGUCACUUACAGACACCCAAUCCAAAUGGAUCUGGGCAUAUAGAACCGGCUCCCCAAUCAACUCCGAUUCCACCUCAGCCCCCGUAACAAAACACAACCAAGACGGAGAUCUGACCAUCAAUCUCCAACAAGCAGCUGGAGGCAGUAGCGUCAACCCAUUCGUAAUGUCCGGUGGCUCAUCCAGCGGAGGAAACGGGCGAACUACACCAGCCGGCACUCCUUGCACCAAGAAGAACGGACAACCAGGAGUCCGUCCAUCAGGCACCUCCAAGAAAUUCCCCAAUGGCCCACCUGGAGGCUUCCCUACUAGUUUCCCAGGCCAAACUGGCACCCCCAGCCCAGGAGGACAAGGAGGCUAUGAUAGCGGCAACGAUAGCGACGACGACGACUCUUGUAUUGCUCUUUCUAGCACUGGCGGCGCCAAUGGUGGACUCUCCAACGUCGGGCUCCAAAAUAUUUCUCCAGAGCUGAUGGCAAGUGUCAUCCAAGCCCACGCUCUCAUGGGUGUCAUCGCAUUCGUCCUUCUCUUCCCCAUUGGAGCUAUGAUCAUUCGACUCUUGCACUUCCGCUUGACGCUCUGGAUGCACGCCGGUUGGAUGCUUCUCGCUUACGGCCUUGCUAUCGCGUGUAUGGGAACUGGAAUCUGGUAUGCGCGACUGGAAGGGUACAUGGGAAGCUCUCACGCGAUUCUGGGGAUCUUCGUCGUCUGCGCGCUCAUUCUGCAGCCUUUCAGUGGGUUAUUUCACCACCUCAUGUACAAGAAGACUGGGACGAGCAGUUUUGCCACACCGGUUCACGUCUGGUGGGGUCGCAUCAUCGUCAGUCUUGGAAUCAUUAAUGGGGGAUUGGGACUGGCUCUCGGUGGCCAACAAAGCGCGUACAAAAUCGGGUAUGCGGUCGUCGCCGCCGUCUUUUGGUUCCUGUGGAUGGGCUCCGCGCUCUUUGCUUGGUGGCGAAAGGGAAGACGGCAGGAUGCAUCGGUGCAUGGCUCGAAGGAGAUGCAGAGGGCUACGGAUAGUGAGGAUAACUUCAGGAACGAGGGACGUCAACAGACUCCGACGACGCAACAGAAAUACACUUAA
This is a messenger RNA of Hymenoscyphus albidus, 1614 nucleotides long. The record is from the annotation of a GenBank genome assembly. Lineage: Eukaryota; Fungi; Ascomycota; Leotiomycetes; Helotiales; Helotiaceae.